AUGAGUGUCAAAGUCACCUCCAGAUCCAAGUCCUUGAAGGAUGUGGACCUUCCUCGGGAAACCAGCACCUUAGCCGCUGCAUUGAAAGAAAUCUCAAGCAAAAACAAGAAUAUCAACACGAACCGUAUCAGACUGACUAUCCUAAAGGAAAACAAGCAAAUUCCUAUAACUUCUGAUCAUGCGUUUGAAGAUUUGACCGGUGCAAAGAUAUUUGCCAAAGAUAUCGGUCCCCAAAUUGGGUGGAGACUCGUCUUUUGCAUGGAAUAUUUGGGACCUAUCUUAAUACACUCUCUUGUUUAUUACCUAUCCACUAGGCCAGAGUUGUUCAAAUAUCACAACAAAUCCCGUCCAUAUAACCCAUUUAUCAGCAAGGUGGCUUACAUUUUGGUGGUUGCUCAUUAUCUGAAGAGAGAAUUGGAAUCUAUAUUUUUGCACAAAUUUGCACAAUCUACGAUGCCACUCUUUAAUCUGUUCAAGAACUCUUUCCACUAUUGGAUCUUGAAUGGUGCUAUUUCGCUGGGUUACUUCGGUUACGGGUUUCUGCUCAAAGACGUCACUGUUUUCAAGAUCUACUCCGCUUUCAAGCUAGACAAUUUUGCUCUCAUCCUUGCCCUCUUUGUCACCUCAGAGUUCUGGAACUUUUGGACACACUACAAGCUUCGUCGCUGGGGUGAUGCUCAAAAGGCUAAGGGUAUCACUGAACGUGUGCCACUUGAAAAUGGUCUAUUCAAAAUUUUCGUCGCGCCAAACUAUACUUUCGAAGUUCUAGCCUGGACUGCUUUCACCUUACUUUUCAAACUCAACAUAUUUUCUGUUAUUUUCCUCUCUGUUUCGACCGCUCAACUAUACUUGUGGGCCGCCAAGAAGAAUAAGAAAUAUGGUACAAAGAGAGCGUUUUUGAUCCCCUUCGUUUUUUAA
This is a messenger RNA of Lachancea sp. 'fantastica', 918 nucleotides long. The record is from the annotation of a GenBank genome assembly. Lineage: Eukaryota; Fungi; Ascomycota; Saccharomycetes; Saccharomycetales; Saccharomycetaceae.